Molecule: messenger RNA, 2532 nt
Organism: Benincasa hispida (wax gourd)
Lineage: Eukaryota; Viridiplantae; Streptophyta; Magnoliopsida; Cucurbitales; Cucurbitaceae
Gene: ATE2F2
Product: winged-helix DNA-binding transcription factor family protein
Biological process (GO): regulation of transcription by RNA polymerase II
Cellular component (GO): RNA polymerase II transcription regulator complex
Molecular function (GO): DNA-binding transcription factor activity, RNA polymerase II-specific; RNA polymerase II cis-regulatory region sequence-specific DNA binding; protein dimerization activity
Source: RefSeq, a predicted model, not a curated record
UCUCCUUUUUUGAUUCGUUCGCCGCUUCUACGUACUCUUUCUCUUUCUUCUCUCUCUCUCCUCUUUUUUCCUUCUCUCUCUCUCUUUCCCUCCAAUCUUCAAAAUCCUCCAUAUCUCCCUCCCUUUUUCCUCCAUCUUUUCCGAUGUCGAACGCCGUCGAAGAUCUCAUCCUCCGCCACCGCCACUCCGAUUUCCGAUUUCAUCUCCUUCGCUCUCACUCUCACCAUCGCGACAUGUCUUCUUCUUCUUCUUCUUCUUCCUCCUCCUCAGCUCCAGCUCUUCCGCCUCUGUGUUUCCUUCAGUACCAUCGGCCUUCUCCGCCGUCGGAUCAGUCCAACGAUUGCAACGGCCGUCUUGCUACCGACGCACAUUCUGCAGUUGCUACACUAGACUUGAAACGAGCUUAUGAUAUUAAUGACUCCGAGGCUUUGGCUAGUAGACAAGUUGUAGCCUCUGAACAGAGGAUGCGAUCUAAUGAUUCUUCAUGUGAACCAGUAUCCAUUGGAAAACAAAACAAAAGAUCGAAGUUACAGAAAAAUUCGAAGUCUAGGACUCAAAAAUCAAUAGAUGAGCCUGUUGAUGGUCCUAAUCUAUCUACUAACGGUCGGUACGACAGCUCGUUAGGCUUCUUGACAAAAAAAUUUAUCAGGUUAGUUCAGGAGGCUGAAGAUGGAACACUUGAUUUAAAUAAAACUGCAGACGUAUUAAAGGUUCAAAAGAGGAGGAUUUAUGACAUUACAAAUGUUCUUGAAGGAAUUGGUCUCAUAGAGAAAACCACGACGAACCACAUACGUUGGAAGGGAUGCGAGAGGCGUGGGCCUCGAGAGCUCAACGAUCAAGUUGGUACAUUAAAGGCUGAAGUUAAAAGUUUAUAUGCAGAUGAACGCAGACUUGAUGAACUUAUAAGGAUGAAACAAGAACUUCUGAGAAAUCUCGAGGAAAAUGCAAAUCACAGGAAGAACCUUUUUAUAACAGAAGAAGAUAUCUUGCGAAUUCCUUGCUUUAAGAAUCAGACACUUAUAGCAGUUAAAGCCCCCCAAGCUAGCUGUAUUGAAGUGCCCGAUCCGGAUGAGGAGGCUUGUUUUUCUGAGAGGCAGUGUAGACUGAUCAUCAAAAGCACCACCGGGCCAAUUGAUUUGUACCUCUUGAGGACUGCAAAACAAGGGCGGGAAGAAAAUAUUUCCAAGCAAGCAAAACUAUCUUCAAUACAGCAGAGGAAUCCUAGCAUACUUACCAACAGUACUUCUCCUUUCCAAGAAUUUCAAGGAAUGCAAAGAAUUUUACCUGUACAUAAUAAUGUAGACGAUGAUUACUGGUUCCAAUCAAAUUCACAAGUGAGUAUUACUCAUUUAUGGGGUGAGGAACACAACUUUUAACUUGUCCCGGAAGACCAACAAUCAAGAACCUCUGGUUUUCUUUAUGGAGCACGACACAAAUUUUUUCCAUCAAAGAGGCCAUGAUGUUUCAACACUUUUCCAUUUCUCUUACAGAAAUUACCUCCGAAGGAAUUCCUCAGAAAAUAAAGAGAGUAAUAAUGAAGUAUUAUCAACUCUCAGCUCAAAGAUAUGAAGUGUUUAUGUCUAUUCUCCACAGUCCACAGCAUUUUUGUUGAAGAGGUAUGCCUGAGGCCUCCCUACUUACAGCUCCUCUUUUUAUUUCCUUACUCUUUCCAAAUGCUCAGGGCAAUUAAUUGUGCUAUAUAUCUACAUAUCCAUAUUUAUAUGAUAUUGUAAUUCAUGAUUUUGUUCUUUAGACUAUAAAACAAAGGUGUUAUACUAAUAGAAGAUGUUGUUUUUCUUUAUAAAUUUUAUGAUAUUUUCUAUUUCUAACUGAGAAUUUUAGUUUUCCCUUACCAAUAACAUAGUAAUAGUCAAGUUCCUCUGCCUAAUAAAAUUACAUUAGUGUUUAAUUCCUUGGUGUAAGUUUGAGUCUCCGCCCCGGUUACAAUCAAAUCCUAGUAACAGUCCUCAUCUGGGCUUACAAAUUUGUAGAAGGUCUCAAUGACAAUAUGUACAUGACCUCCUCCAAUAUGUGUAGUCCAAUGUUUUAAAAUGUUAUUGAAGCUAACACCUUCAGACAAGGCUCUAACUUUUAACUCGAGAUUUAUGUAUUUAUUGACCAUAAGAGACUUAUGCCUUUCUGAAAUUUCAAUGACUCGUCUAGUAGUUUGAAAAAUAAUAAUGAUUUGCCUCAUUCUAAAAUAUAAAAGAUUUGGAUGGUGACAAUUUGAACUAUUACUAUUUUUACUAUUGUGGCUUUGAGGACAUUGAAGACAAUACUUAUAGUAUCUAUAAAUAAGGCCUAUUAGUGACCAUAGUAUGUGAAGUUAAAGAUAUCCUUUUAGAAUUUUUUAUUAAGUGAAAAUUUAUGGGGCAAUAUUUUAUUAUUAUUAUUAUUAUUAUUAUUAUUAUUUACAUUUUUAUAUGACGGUCAUGUUUAGCAUUACUUGAUCAUACCAAUUUAAGAUGUGUAAAAUAUUUUUUUUAUUUAAUCUGAGACUUACGCUUUAUACUGCGUGACCUCUUCAAGAAG